CACAUUAAGGACUUAAUAUAUUUACACAAGAUAUGUGAGAAUUUUACAACUCAAGGCACUUUGAAUAUACACACAAGUGUCCUGGGAUAUCCCCACAAAUACGGCGAGAGGUUACCGGAUACUUCAACCAAAAGCUCUUCCACAGCGUCCUCACAAGAACUCCUCACGUUAAAAUCGGAAUAUGAUUUGGACUCUUUGGCUGCUAUGCUUGAUGAUGAUGAUGACAGAGGAUGGACAGGAGCCGAAUCAGAAGAUCUGCACACUCUUACUACCAUGUUGGAUGCGGAGCAUGAGGAGAAACUAGAAGAACCUGAGUCUAGUGCUCCAAAGGUUCCAGAUGUCACAAACCCCAGCAUGGCUGAUCUGGGUCUUGUUUUGUCUGAUGAUGAAGACCAACCCACAACUUGUGUCUCUGCUAAGUCAGACUUUAGUGCUGCUUUCAAAGAUUCCAAAUUUUCAAAGAAAAGGGAAGAGGAGACAUUGGCAAAUAAUAGUAAUACUGAUUUUGAUCCUUUAGAAGCAGAGUUACAACAAAUGGAAGAACGCAUGAAUCUUCUUCGAGAUCAGUUAUCUAAGAAAAAGAAAUUUAAUGUAAAAGAUGGAUCUACAAGUACAAAAUUUACUAAGCUAACCAAUAUUAGCCACGAAGCAAAGCGCACCGUUAGAACCUUAUCUGCUGAUGAAGAAUCAAAUCUUCACCGUAAUCUUAAAAGGAAGAGUGAAUUACAUAGAGGAGACACAGAUUCUGAAGAUGAAGAAGAUAAUCGAAACCCCUUUGAGCAGCGCUACAACAGCUGUGGGCGAGAAAUUAGGAAGCGCAUCUCCCAUGAGUCUAAUGAAGUACAAAAUAAUCGCAAAGAUGAAGUAUUGGCCAGAGUUAAGGGAAAAUCCCAGCAGAAAUUGGGUUGGAAGGGAGUAGAUGGAUCCCUGGUGUCUCUAAAAGAAGCUGGUACUUCUUCAUCCGAAGUUGAUAAGAAUGUUACUGUAGACCAGUAUUCUGGAAUCAGAAUUAUCAAUCCUGUGGUGUCGGGAGAUUCGAUGCGAGAGAGGAUGGAAGGACGCAAGAUGGUACGCAUGUCCACAAUUAAUCUUCACUUACGUGGUGGAGAUAUUGAGGGAGAUUGGGUCACUAUUGGAGUAUUGGUAUCAAAAAGUGACCCCAAAACCUCACAAAAGGGUUCCCAGUACUCCAUCUGGAAGUUGAGUGACCUAACAGACUGCACCAAAACAGUGGCUGUGUUCCUUUUCUCAGGGGCUCACAAAGGCUUGUGGAAGAGCAGUGUGGGCACCGUGGUGGGCCUCCUCAAUCCUCAAAUCAUGAAGGACAGACAGGGUGAAAAGAACACAGAUCUUCUUACUCUGUCCAUAUCUGACCACCAUAAAGCCAUGGUGAUGGGAAGCUCUAAGGAUCUUGGAUGGUGUAAAGGCAGAACAAAGCAAAAUUCACAGUGCAAAUAUUUUGUGAACAAGUCUUCAUGUGAGUUCUGUUUAUACCAUAUCCAACGAGAGUAUCAAAAAACAUCUGCCAAGCGUGCCGAUAUCCAAUCCUCAUUCACCCGAGUAGACCCACGGCGUAGGCUACAAGAGAAAGUGCUUGGGAAGGAUCAGGUAUUUUAUGGUGGACAGCUGUACAGUUCACCAACUCCAGGUAGUGCUCCCAAGCAAGUUAGAGCCAACAAAGGAAAGGAUCUAGCAACCUUAAACUCCCUCAAACUUAAAUUGAAGGCAGAACAGUUGAAGGAGGAAGAUAAGCAGAAGUCCUUCACCUUAAAACACAUGAGUGAUGGUGAAAUAAAUGCAGUAAAGCAAGUUGCACAAAGUAAUGAUAGUUUUAGUGAGAAACUUCUGGCACCUACCCCAGGAGCUCGUAAUCUUUUACGUCACUUGGUCAAAGAGGACACAGAUAAAAAGAUUGAUGCAGGAGAGUUCUGUAGUGUCUCGGCAAAGGAUUUACUCAACAUGACCUAUCAUCAGAUUCAGUCAAGGAAAAGACAGCAGCAAGAGCAGAGUAUGUCACAAACACCAUUGUCUCUAUCACCUGGAAGUGGACAAUCAAGACGCUCAUUUUCCCCAAGUGCAACUCCCAAAUUAGGUCGUGGUAUCCAGCCUGGGGGUGAUAUUGAUUUAGACAUUUCACCACCUCCAAGUAGACCAGGCCCUGCUAAAGCACAUGCUAUGGCACUGCUUCAAGGGAAAGGUGGGAUUCAAGCUAAAGACCCAAAUGCAGUGAAGAACACAAAGAAAGCCUCUGAUCCUCAAUUUCAGGAGAAAAUCAGAAAAAGGUUAAGCAAUUCCUCAAUGUCAGACAAUGAAAACCAAGUGAAUAAAAAGUCAAGACUAGCAGAAGCAAUCCUAGCAGAUUCUCAUAAAUCAAAGCUUGGCUCCAUCGAUGUUAAUUCGGACAAGUUUAAAGCCAUGAUGGAACAGAAAUCACGUCACACUAAUUUAAUUAAUGUUGUAGAGAAUGAGGCACUUGAGAAGUAUUACCAAGGCCUAGAGAAGAAAGAAAUGCUGGAGGACAAGAUGUUAUCUGUCAUGGAAAUACCCACCACAGCAUAUGUUUGCCUGCAGUGCAAAUACAUGACAGAGUCAGCAUCAGACUUCUGUCGUGAGGAGAAUCACCCACUCAAGACAGUGAAAGCCAAGAAGAGAUUUUUUGAGUGUAGGAACUGCAAAAGAAGAACUUCAUCCUUGGACAAGUUACCUCGGAAAUCAUGUUCUAAUUGUGACCACAACUCUUGGCAGAGAGUUGCCAUGGGAAAGGCUAAGAAUGGACCAAAACUGGAUUCUGAGAUCUUGUCACUGCGUGGUGAUGAGCUUAAGCAUUACAGUGGAAGCAGCAACCAAGUAUUUCUUCAUGUUUGAAAACUCUGUGUUGUUGGUAUUUGAUUUGUACAGUUACCCUUAUAAAAGUUAUAUUUAUUUUUUUAAAUUCAACAGUUUAUUACAAUUUAGUGUACUAUUGUUAGACCAUUUAUAUAUAUUAGAUAUUUAUUUUAUUUACUACAGGUACUCCUCGACUUACGACAUACAAUACUCGACUUACGACAACCGGGACACACGACAGCCGUGGUUAUAUAAAAUAUUUUUCAAAUUACGUAUUUUCUAGUAUCGACGUUAGUGAUCGCGCUGUGUACUGACAAAAUUUUCGUUUGUAAUUCCCUUUAAAAUGGCUGGCAAGCAUAAAAGUGAGAGUUC
Homarus americanus (American lobster) is the source of this 3198-nucleotide messenger RNA. It is a transcript of the gene Mcm10, whose product is annotated as protein MCM10 homolog. Gene Ontology annotation, biological process: DNA replication; DNA replication initiation. The transcript is spliced from 14 exons. Gene Ontology annotation, cellular component: nucleus; replication fork protection complex. Gene Ontology annotation, molecular function: single-stranded DNA binding; DNA replication origin binding. Lineage: Eukaryota; Metazoa; Arthropoda; Malacostraca; Decapoda; Nephropidae. Bases 205 to 2865 code for a protein of 886 amino acids. The record is from RefSeq and is a predicted model, not a curated record.